Molecule: messenger RNA, 1288 nt
Organism: Spodoptera frugiperda (fall armyworm)
Lineage: Eukaryota; Metazoa; Arthropoda; Insecta; Lepidoptera; Noctuidae
Exons: 6
Coding region: 59-997 (312 amino acids)
Cellular component (GO): membrane
Molecular function (GO): phosphatidylinositol bisphosphate binding
Source: RefSeq, a predicted model, not a curated record
AGGUGCGUUUUCCAAUCAACCAGUGCGUGUCAACCUUCUUGCUAUUAACACGAACAAAAUGGAAGCGUUGAAACCAAGUCCCAUUUUGGAGUUCAAUGAAAAUCAGUUGGCAAAUGUAAGGAAAAGUUUCGGUUACGACGAUGUGAGUAAGCUGAAACAAGACUUGGAUCAGUUCGAGGAUUGGAUCAGCAAACAGCCUCAUUUUACGGUGAAGGAGUUCGACCGAGACUUUCUGGAGCGCUACCUGAUCUACUGCAAGGGGUCCAUCGAGAGAGCGAAGCAGCGCUUCGACAAACUCUGCACUUACACCAACCAGAUGCCAGAGUUCCUGAGGAACUGGGAUAUCAAAAAUGAGUUCCUGCCCCUGUUUAAUAUAUGCCACACAUACAUAUUACCGAAGCCAGGCCCCGACAACUAUCGAGUUAUAUUAGCGAAGGUCACAGGAGUAGACGAUGACAAAUUCGAAUUGAUAGAAUUCUACAGAUAUUUGAUUGUGCUGGGCGCAUACAUGAUGCACAAUGAUUACUGCCAUGGUUACGAACUGGUCGGAGAUUGUAGAGGCGUCACUAUGGGACUUGUAAAGAAGCUGAAUCCAGUUAUCAUACAUAAAGGCCUUACGUUGAUUUCGGAAGCCUUAGGACAGAGAAUGAAGAAGAUCCAUCUCAUCAGUGGUUCCAAGUUCUUUGAUACUGUUGUUGUGGUCUUCAAGCAGGCUCUCAGCGCUAAACUGGCUCAAAGACUUGUGAUACACGAUAGUUAUGAGUCGUUAUAUGACCAUAUACCUAGGGAGCACCUUCCAAAAGAACUUGGAGGAAAUGAGAAGUCUUCUCAGGAGUUGAACGACUUGAACUUCAAAGAAAUCAGCUCUGACAAGCACAUUGCAGUUAUGAAGAAGAUGGAGGCAGCUACCACGGACGAGGCUUGCCGCCAGUCAGCCAAGUUCAACGAGGAGUACUCAGGAACACCAGGCUCCUUCAAGACAUUGUGUGUAGAUUAAAAAAUGUGUCUCGGUUGGUAUUAGGGAUAAAUACGGCAGUUUUCUUAGUAAUAGACCUGGGUUUUCAUCCAGGCUUGGUUUGUAUAGAAUUUUGACAUUUAUUUUUGGCAAAAUUUUUAGAUAGGUAUUGAUUGUAUAUUGGAGAUAAUUUAAGCCGUAAAAUGUGCAGACAGGACAAAGGUUUUAAGCCUUUAUAAGGCGUAAAAUGUGAAGAUAUCAUGAGAAACCGUAAUUAAAAAGGAUUAACGACUUUUAACUUUUAUGGCAAAAUAUAUGGUAUAAAACUAUAAA